AAAGAGAAAGUAAAAGCUAGCUGCAGUCAGUGGUUGUAAUACGACACUGUUAACGUCGCUGGACAAAAGAACCUCAUAAACUGUGGUUUAAAUCUUAAUAUUCAAGGAAAUAAUUAUCUUCUAUCUGUAAGAAAAUCUGCCAACACUCCACAAGAGUCUUCCAGACAUCAUGUCCCUCCUUUAUAUUUCCAUCUUAUGGGUCUGUGCCUGUGUGGACAGUGCAGAAUCUCUGGUUACUGUAUCAGCUGCAGUGGGUUCCACAGUCAUCCUGCCGUGUAAACUGACUGAAGAGUUCAAACUAACAUCUGUUAUUAAGUGGCAGGACAAUCAUAACAUUGUGUUUGAGAGAAGCAGUGAUGGUACAUAUCAGGGUGAAGGAUAUGAAGGACGUGUGGAUGUUCCUGUGGAUGAGCUGCGUGAAGGAAACUGUUCCCUGGUGUUGAAGAAUGUCAGAUUUACUGAUGACCAACUCUACAAAACCUUUACAGUGGAAUAUGGCAACAUUAACACCGCAGCAAAAGGAAUUAACAAUGUUACACUCUCAGUCUAUGGUCUUCAGAUAUCAGCUCCAGUGGGUUCCACAGUUGUCCUGCCGUGUGAUUGGAGUCAUCUGUCCAUCAAAACUCCUGACGUUGUGUGGUUUAUCGAUUCUGAGACUGUGUUUGAGCGAAAGGGUAAAGAUUCAUAUGAGGGUGAAGGAUAUGAGGGUCGUGUGGACGUUCCUGAGGACGAGCUGCUUAAAGGAAACUGUUCCCUGGUGAUGAAGAACAUCAGAGUUAGUGAUACAGGAAUCUACAGCAGCUCCAUGUUAAUUACAGACACACAGGAACCUGUCUUGGUCCAGAAAGUUAAACUGUCAGUUGUUGCAAAACCCCAAAAAAAGGAAGGUGUAAAACCAGCUCCCUCAGGUGAAGCAGGAAUAAAUUGCCCUCAGCCUCUGAUCCUCAUCAUGUCCUUCCUCAUGUGUUUACUUUUCUCACGCUGAGGAAACAUCAGUGUGAGCACGAGUACAGAAACUCCUGUGAGCCGAGAGAUUCGCCUUAUAAAGUACAGAGUCCAUUUUACAAAGAGAAAAGCAACAAGGAUGAUUUCAAUGUUCUUCAACUGUGAGGAGAACAUUUCAGUUUGAUGCCCAGAAUAAGCUGUGAUGCUGAUGUAACCCACUCAAAUAACUGAGAAUAAGUGUUUGUGAAUGUUUGUUUUUCAUUUUCUAUCAAAUGUAUAGCAUGUUUAGUCAUGUAAAAUACGUAUAUGUGUAUAUAUGUGUGUAUUUUUUUUACGGGUGUGAAAUGGAUUAUUAGACAAGUUUAUUUGAGUGUUGUGGACGUCACUUGAGCGCUGCUUGUUUUUGAUGGGUGCUCAACUUAAUCCAUCCUCGCAAAUCUGUCUAAAUAAAAACCUGAACUGUUUCAUUGAAUUAGGUUUGCAUCAUGUGUUCUGUGAGCUGGAACUGUUUCAUCACAGUGUGAUUGUUAUGGAUUCGGGUCGAUAAAGACGCAAUACUGUGGAAUUCAUACUGAUUAACUGCGCCCUCACAGGACUGUAACUACAGUUUGUUUCUUCAAUGUUAGGAUUACCU
Messenger RNA from Tachysurus fulvidraco (yellow catfish), 1579 nucleotides. RefSeq lists its product as uncharacterized. The record is from RefSeq and is a predicted model, not a curated record. Gene Ontology annotation, cellular component: external side of plasma membrane. Lineage: Eukaryota; Metazoa; Chordata; Actinopteri; Siluriformes; Bagridae. The transcript has 6 exons. The coding region runs from base 170 to 985 and encodes 271 amino acids. Gene Ontology annotation, biological process: immune response; T cell costimulation; negative regulation of T cell proliferation.